Molecule: messenger RNA, 2001 nt
Organism: Oikopleura dioica
Lineage: Eukaryota; Metazoa; Chordata; Appendicularia; Copelata; Oikopleuridae
Source: the annotation of a GenBank genome assembly
AUGUCGGAUAGACGACCCUCGUCGGGGUUUUCGACGAAAUUCGAGGAAUUUCAAGGUGAAUUUGACUCGCACGAAGCGCUCUACAAGUAUUCCAUCGGACAAACGGAUGAGUUCUGGGGCCGCUGUGCUAUGUCACGCCUAAGCUGGACGCAGCCGCCAAAAACGAUCAAUGCUUCCGACGUGAAUUCGGGCGAAAUCAAGUGGUUCCAAGAUGGAAAGCUCAACGUCUGCUACAACUGCGUCGACCGCCACCUUCCAAAUCACGCUGACAAGCCUGCGCUGAUCUGGGAACGGGACGAUUCAUCCAAGAGCCGAAAAGUCUCCUACCGUGAAUUGCACGAGUACAUUUGCAAGUUUGCCAAUGUGCUAAAAGCGCACGGCGUCCAAAAGGGCGAUCGCGUUGCUAUUUACCUGCCCGUUGGUCUUCAAGGCGCCGCGGCCAUGCUCGCCUGCGCUAGAAUCGGAGCUGUCCAUUCCGUCAUCUUCACUGGUUUUUCCGCCGAAGCGCUCGCCCAUCGAAUUGAUGAUGCCGAUUGCAAACUCCUUCUCGCCCAGGACUACACGGACCGCGGCGGCAAGACCAUCAACCUCAAGCAAAUCGUUAUCGACGCUGCCAACAAAUCUCAAAGUCUGCGAAAAACGCUCGUCUAUUCCGAGGCCGGGAAUCGAGAUGGCUGGUUGGAGUCAUUUGAAGAUUUGAGUUCUCAAAUCGACGCUGCGAGUUCCGACUGCCAAAUCGUCGAAGUCAGCGCUGAGGAUCCACUGUUUUUGCUCUACACUUCUGGAAGCACUGGCAAGCCAAAGGGACUCGUCCACACUUCUGCCGGCUAUCUCCUUUAUGCUCAAAUGACGGUCAAGCAUGUAUUUGACUUUGAACCUUCUGACAUCUUCGCCUGCGUCGCCGAUAUUGGCUGGAUUACCGGACACACCUACGUCGUUUAUGGACCUCUGGCUAAUGGUGGAACAACGCUGUGCUUCGAUUCUCAUCCAUUAUAUCCCAAUGCCGGCAGAUAUUGGGAAACAGUGGCAAGAUACCACGUAACUCAAUUUUAUGGUGCACCGACUGCAUACCGAAUGUUGUUGCGAUUAGGAAAUGAAUUCGUCAAGAGCCACGAUCUCUCUUCGCUCCGAGUUAUCGGCUCUGUUGGAGAACCCAUCAACGUCGCUGCAUGGACCUGGUUGCAUCAAGUUGUCGGCAAUGGAAAAUGUGACAUUGUCGAUACUUGGUGGCAAACAGAAACGGGUGGGAAUCUUCUAACGCCGAGGCCGAGCAACCAAGGAGCGGAAAUCAAGCCUGGAAUGGCGAUGCGACAAUUUUAUGGAAUCGAAGUCGCCAUCUGUGACCCUGGAACGGGCAAAGAAAUCGCUUGGGAAUCCGGAAAGAAGAUCGAAGGCGCUCUUUGCUUCAAGAAACCAUGGCCGGGAAUGGCGAGAACAAUUUAUGGCAAUCAUAAGCGCUUCUUGGAAACUUACUACAACCCAUACCCUGGAAUGUAUUUCUCCGGCGACGGAGCUGUCCGAGACGAAGACGGAUAUGUAACGAUUACCGGUAGAAUGGAUGAUGUUAUCAAUAUCUCUGGCCAUCGUCUUGGAACUGCCGAGAUUGAAGAUGUCCUGAACUCGCACGAGUCCGUAUCGGAGACCGCCGUCAUCGGCAUCCCCCACGAGAUCAAAGGCGAGUCCGCAGUCGCUUUCUCCAUUCUCAAGGACCAAGUCGAUCUCAAACAAGAAAACGUUCGAUCAGAGCUGAUUCAACUCGUCCGCGGACGUCUUGCCAAGUUCGCUGCUCCGGAGAAGAUCUACUUCGUCAAUGGAUUGCCCAAGACUCGAUCGGGAAAGAUCAUGAGACGAAUUUUGAGAAAAAUCUCGGCUGGACAAAUUGACGAGAUCGGAGAUGUAACGACUUUGGCUGAUCCACCUGUUGUUCAGCAUAUCAUUGAGAAAGUUGUCGGCGCCAAACCCGCAAAUGGACACUCUCUCAAUGGAAACGGAGCUGCCUAA